Ixodes scapularis (black-legged tick) is the source of this 3265-nucleotide messenger RNA. RefSeq lists its product as uncharacterized. The coding region runs from base 3 to 3248 and encodes 1081 amino acids. The transcript is spliced from 2 exons. NCBI's taxonomy places the organism in Eukaryota, Metazoa, Arthropoda, Arachnida, Ixodida, Ixodidae. The record is from RefSeq and is a predicted model, not a curated record. Gene Ontology annotation, molecular function: nucleic acid binding.
UAAUGGAGCACGUCAUCCAGACGAGAUUAAUCGAAUACCUGGAAAAGCAGGACCUCUUGCCGCACACAAUGAUCGGGUUCCGCCCUCAUCUGUGCACGCAGGAUAUCAUGCUUCAGAUUAAACACGACAUUGUCGACUCGCGGUCUAAGGAUGCGAAGGUGAUCCUAGGGCUAGACCUGACGAAAGCCUUCGACAACGUAAAGCACGAGGCGAUACUUACCGGACUUAGCAAUCUAAAUGUGGGCACUAAAACUUUCAAUUACGUGCGAAACUUCCUUUCCGGCAGGACGGCCUGCGUAAAAUUUCAAUCUAUCGAAUCUUCCAUUCUUGAGCUGGGCAGCAGGGGCACGCCCCAGGGCUCGGUGUUGUCCCCCCUCCUCUUUAACGUGGCCAUGUGCGCGCUCCCCGGGCAGUUGGAACGCAUCGAGGGGCUACAAUUCAGCCUCUACGCAGAUGACAUUACCUUAUGGGUCAACCAGGGUAGUGACUCGGAAAUUGAACAAAGGCUCCAGGCGGCGACCGACACAAUCGUGAGGUACGCGGCCGAGCGAGGAUUGGCUUGUUCGCCACAAAAAUCGGAACUAUUCGUCUACAACCCUAGGCAUCUCCGGUGUAAGGCACCGUCGGAUAUUCUAAUUCAGGUAGCGGGAGCAGAGGUCCCAAAAGUAGAACAGAUACGAAUUCUCGGCCUAGUUCUCCAGUCUCACGGCCACAACGGAGAGACUCUAAAGCGACUGGAGAGCCACGUGACGCAGACACUGAGCCUCAUCAGGCGGGUUGCGAGCAAAGGGCGAGGAUUAAAAGAAAAGAAUUUAAUGAGGCUGGUACAAGCUUUCAUAUUCAGCAGAGUUAGCUACUCUACGCCUUAUCUCGACUUAAAGUCGGCAGAAAAGAUGAAAAUUGACGGAUUAAUACGUAGAUGCGUCAAGCGCGCGCUGGGCCUGCCCACGUGCACAUCCACGGAGCGACUUUUGGCGCUCGGGAUGCACAACACGUGGGUGGAACUGGCGGAAGCGGUGCGCACAUCUCAGAUUGAGAGAUUGUGCGCCACAAAAACGGGCAGGACUAUCCUGGCUAAAGUAGGAAUCAAUCCGCACAGGGGCCCAAUCCUGAAGGCAGAAAUUAAGGAGGGAAUCAGAAGCUGGCUAACCAUCCCCCCUUUACCUAAGAAUAUGCAUCCCGAGCAUAAUAAGAUCAGAAGAGAGAAGAGAGCAGAGGCCAUUAGUCUCCGGUAUAGGGAGCUGCCCUCGGAGCAGGUAGCGUAUGUGGACGCCGCUUGUGGCCACGACGGACGAGCGGUAGCCGCGGUAGUCGAUGGCCGCGGCUACCGCUCGAUCGAUGCACAUCCGGGAAACGGCCACGGUACGCGGGCCAUCCUGGGGUUGGAUUUGAAGAAGGCAUUUGAUAACGUCUCGCAUGAGGCGAUACUCUGCAACCUCUCGGAACUAAACGUAGGGCGCCAUACAUACGACUACAUAAGGGAUUUUUUGUCUAACAGGACUGCUCAACUCACCAUAGGGGAUCUGAAGUCGGCACACAUACCACUGGGAAAUAGGAGUACGCCACAGGGGUCGGUGUUAUCCCCUUUUCUAUUCAACACCGCGCUGAUCACGCUCCCUAGGAAGCUUAACGGCAUAGAGGGUACUAGACACACACUAUAUGCUGAUGACGUCACGAUUUGGACGAGUCAGGGAUCAGACGGGCAAAUCGAGACGGCUCUACAAGAGGCGGCGGACAUCGUAGACGCCCACGCCCGUUGGGCAGGACUGGAAUGCUCCCCACAAAAGUCGGAAUUGCUAGUUAUCCGUAAUAACGGAAGGGCCUGCAAAACGAAGCCGAACAGGAUACAGUUGAAAAUUCAGGGAAACGAAAUUCCGGAAGUAGACACAAUGCGAGUGCUUGGGAUGUACAUACAAUCCAACAGAUGCAACAAGGUAACGCUGGACAGGUUGACGACAUCGGUCCAGCAAACUAUACGGCUCAUUAAGCGCGUGGCGACUAGGCGACAGGGCAUGAAAGAGCGCGAUGCAUGUCGGCUUGUUCAGGCGUUUGUAAUCAGUCGGAUCGUGUACGCCACUCCUUACCUAGACCUCAAGAAGGCCGAGAGUGAAAAGCUGAAUUGUUUGAUAAGGCAGGCGUACAAGGCGGCUCUUGGUCUCCCCAGGAACGCGUCCACCGUGAGACUUCUAUCUCUCGGGGUUCACAACACUCUUGAAGAGCUCAUUGAGGCACAUCUCACAUCGCAAGAGCGGCGGCUCAGGCAGACUGAGACGGGGCUCUGCAUCCUGAGAAGCUUAGGCAUGAGGAGUGGAGAUCCUUCAAGCCAGAUGACUUUACCGGUAGAGAUGCGCGAAAUCAUUCGUGUCAAACCUCUCCCCAAGAACAUGCAAGCGGGUCGUCACGAAGGCCGGAGGAGGGCCAGGGCGAAGACGUUAAGCAAAAAGUAUCAAGGGGACGAUAGUGCCGUGUACGUUGAUGCGGCAGAAUACAAGCUUACUACAGGCCAACAUGCUUUCGCUGUGAGUGCGGUGAGCAUCUCGCGCAGGGUAGCGGCCACGGUGAUCACGGGCCGAGUGGAAGAGGCCGAAGAGGCCGCAAUAGCACUAGGGAUUGUUCAAAAGAGCACCAACACCAUUCUAAGUGAUUCCAAAACGGCCCUUCGCAAUUUCUCGAGGGGACGUAUCUCCACCACAGCAUACAAAAUUCUUAGCACGAUGCCAAACGAUAGGAAGGAAGUGGAUCUGGUAUGGGUCCCGGCCCACGUGGGCGUCCCGGGGAACGAGUCCGCUCACCAAUAUGCUCGAGGUUUUGUCAGCCGAGCAGGUGAUGGGGACUUGGACGUCGGGGCCCCACGAGGUGAGGCACUGGAUACGUAUCAGGCCAUAACCAACUAUUACAGGGAGCUUAGAAUGAGCCUGCCUCCUCCGCACGUUUCGCUCAGCCGAGAACAGGCUACCACGUGGCGGCGGCUGCAAACGCGGUCGCAGCCAAACCCGUGGACAUACGCCAAUAUCUUUCCCGAUCUAGUAAACCCGUACUGUCAACUAUGCGGCGAGCCUGCCACCUUAGACCACAUAAUCUGGGACUGCGCGAAGGAUCCGCCUCCGGCAGAUCUAGUUUCAUCUCCCUCACUUGAGCAAUGGGAAGCUGUGCUGGCCAGCCCGGACCUGGACGUCCAGUCCCGGGCCUUGGCAAGAGCGCAAGAGGUCGCCGACAGACUUCAACUGCCGACCAUGUGGAGCAGCUGAAGGAACCGAAGAAGGUC